Pogona vitticeps (central bearded dragon) is the source of this 4562-nucleotide messenger RNA. NCBI's taxonomy places the organism in Eukaryota, Metazoa, Chordata, Lepidosauria, Squamata, Agamidae. The record is from RefSeq and is a predicted model, not a curated record.
CUUAAAUGCUAGGCGCUAUCACAGCAGGCGAAAUCCGAGGCACCGUCGCCAGAACAAGUCCAGUAGCGUCCUGUUUACAAAACUUAAGAGGUGGUGGCGGUACUGAAUGAAGGCGGAAAUGUGAAGGCUUCCUUCAGCCUGAGUUCCGUACUUUUGCUGUGGAUCCACAGAUCACCUCACUGGACGUGUUGCAGCACAUCCUUAUCAGGGCCUUUGACCUCAAUGGGAAGAAGAAUUUUGUCAUCAGCUACCUGGGCCGAGAGAAGCAAAGUCAAGAAGCAUAUGUGCCAUUGAUGUCCGACUGGGAUCUGGGCAUGGCCUUUGCUGCAGCUUCCAAGCCUUACUUGCAGCUCAAGAUUGACAUCAAGCCUUCAGAAGAUAGCCCCCUGCUAGAAGACUGGGACAUCAUCAGCCCCAAGGAUGUCAUCAGUACUGACCUGCUGCUGGUGGAGAGGCGAUCUCUGGCAGCAGCAGCCCUGCCCUUCACCCAGUCCAUCAUUUCACAGGUGGGCAGGACACUAUCAAAGGUCCAACAGGCUCUCAGCUGGUCCUAUGGGGAAGAUGUCAAACCUUUCAAGCCCCCACUGAGUGACUCAGAGUUCCACACAUUCCUAAACCAUGAGGGACAACUGACAAGGCCUGCAGAACUGCGUCUUCGUAUCUUCCAUGGUGGCGUUGAGCCCUCACUGCGCAAGGUGGUUUGGAGAUACUUGCUCAACGUCUAUCCUGAUGGGUUGACAGGUCAAGAGCGCAUGGAUUAUAUGAAGCAGAAGACACGUGAGUAUGAGCAGCUGAAGGGGGAAUGGGAAGCCCGAGCCAACCCCGAAGACUUGGAUUUCAUCCGCAGCAACGUGUUGAAGGAUGUUUUACGAACAGAUCGCACACAUCCCUAUUAUGCUGGCUCGGAUGAUAACCCACACCUGACAGCCCUCCAUGACCUGCUGACCACCUACGCCGUGACACACCCACAGAUCUCCUAUUGUCAGGGCAUGAGUGACAUUGCCUCCCCCAUCCUGGCAGUUAUGGACAAUGAGGCUCAUGCCUUCAUCUGCUUUUGUGGUAUCAUGAAACGCCUGGAGGGCAACUUCCAGGUAGAUGGGGAAGUCAUGUCUGUGAAGUUCUCCCACCUCAAGCUUCUUCUCCGCCACUCUGACCCAGAGUUCUACUCCUACCUCCUCUCUCGUGGUGCUGAUGACCUAUUCUUCUGCUAUCGGUGGUUGUUGCUGGAACUCAAACGGGAGUUUGCCUUUGAGGAUGCCUUGCGCAUGUUGGAGGUCACCUGGAGCUCCUUCCCUCCCGAUCCUCCUGAGAAGGAGGUGGAGCUGGUGGGCCCACCGGCUAAGCCUGGUGACAGCAGCCAGCCGGUCCGAAGGAGACACAUGUUACGCCCAGCUUGCAGUUUUGAGGCAGGUGGGGAUCAGCCCUGCCAAGUGCCAGUUUCUGAAGAGAAGACACUUAUCAAACAGUCUAGCUUUGGUGAGUUCAAGUAUUACAGCACUCAUGAUGAGGACAGUUCGGAGGAUAAUCCUUCACCCAAAUCUUCACACUCAAUGGACCAGGAGGAGGAGGUGGAGUGCAGCGGUGAACAGGACCCAUUGAUCCAGACCAUGAAUGUGGCCAAGUCUUUCUCAGCACCAUCCCUCCGGGCAUUGACACCACCCUCGAGAGACUCUGCCUCCUCCUCAAGCAAUGGCAGUGAGGAAAGCCAGUCAGAGGAAGAGAAGGGGAACUUGGUGGUCCACACAUUAUCUUCUUCCUCCUGCAGCCCUCCUGCUCCUCCUACUCCUCCCACAGCGGUCAGCCUCCCACCUCCCCAGGAGUUUGGUAAAGGCAACCCUUUUGUGCUCUUCCUGUGCCUCGCCAUCCUUCUGGAGCACCGAGACCAUAUCAUCAAGAACAAUAUGGACUACAAUGAGCUGGCCAUGCAUUUUGACCGCCUGGUCCGCCGGCACAACUUGAACAAGAUCCUUCACCGCGCCAAGGCCCUCUUUGCGAAUUACCUGCAGUCUGAAGUCUGGGACUCUGAGGAGGGGGAUGAGGCAGCUGCUGACUCACCUGCCACAUCAUGACACCCUCCCUUAUGAUAUAUGGGGACUGGUUCCCUGCUGCCAUUGUGGUGCACACAUCAGUAUAGAAGGGUAGCUGGUAAAAUACUUACUUCAACUUGAUGAUAGCUUUUCAGAGGACUUCCUGGAAGGCAAUCUGGAGUAGCUAAGUUGAGUGGUCACUAUGAAUACACCUUCUGCAUCCAAUGUACUCUGUUUUUAACUUAUCUCUUUGUGCAAAUACCCUGGCAUAGAUGCCCCACCUGUCUUCUGUGCCUCCAACCCUUCCAAGUGCUAAUGAUCUUCCUGGGAAGAUCUUUCCUGGAGCAACCAGGUUCUCGCCUUUGGAAUAGCUCUUUCCCCCUUCUCCUAUGCAUUUUUCCAUCUGUCUACUACCCUACUUAACUUCUUGUGUCCUCCUAAACAGCCUUCAGCAACCUGGUGCCUUUUAGAUGUGCAGACUCUAAUAUCGAUCGUCCUGAUUGAUGACUCAUGGUCAUUGCGCAACACAUCUGGGGGGAGCCAGGUUAUGGAAGCCUGCUAUAUAAUGUUGGUUGCUGAUUGGCCAAGAUUAACCUUUGACUAGAGAUGGGCAUGAACUGCUGGUUUGGCAAUUUGGCACUGUUUGUUUCCUGGCUGAACAGCUGAUUUGCCAUUCGGCACCCUGCCCCCUCCAGCAGGUGCCCACUUGAUGGCAGCACCUGGAGGGGGCUAGGUGGGGUGUUGCCACUGAAUGGGCGCUUGCUGGAGGAGGCAGGGCGUGGAAUGGCAAAUCAGCUGUUCAACCAGGAAAUGAACUUCACUGAACCACUGAACUAUCAGUUCAUGCUCAUCUCUACUCUCCUCUGCUCAGGAACCAGUGCUUUUCUCUGUUCUAGGCAUGUUUGCCAAAAGCAUUUUUAAUGCGGAAUCUUGAUGUGUCUUUUUUUCUCCCUAGGGUGGCAGCUUGUGCUUGGCAAAAGCACCAACACAGGUGCCCCCUUUCCAAACGUUGAUUUUUAUGCUGAGUUAGUAAAAUAUUUUGACCCAAGUUUGGGUUUUGUUUUUAAAGCACUUUACUUUCACUAGAUUUUUUUCUCUGUCCGUUACUGCUUUUCUGUUUGAGCAUAAACUUUUGGUUUGGUUUUUUUUAACAAAUGAAGUCACAGCCUUGGGGAUAAAAACACACAGGAUGUGUUUAGAAACAGAUUGCUAACAUCCUCCCAUUGCCCUUACCAGCUGAUUUUUAAGGCAGGUAGGUUCUUUUUUUGAAUUUGACCAUCUCAAUGGUCUUUUUAAUAACUAGUUAUGGAAAGAAGUCAACUGUCUAUUAAAAAAGAAACUGGCAUGGGAAGGUGAGAGGUGUCCUGAUGCCUUAGUGCUCUUACAGAUAUGUUCAUGGGUAGGUCAGUUGCUUGUGUCUUAAUUCAAACGCUUCUGCCUAACUAGCAAUCUCUAUGGCCAACAUAUUGUUUGAAAUACAAUUGCUGUAGAAGAGCCUGUGUCUGGUCAGGUGAGUUCGUUUUCCCCCAUUCCUUUAGCUGGCCUUAUCCCCCUUAGCUGGCCUCCCCUAUUUCAAUGCAGAAAUUUAAUCAGCUUGCCAGAUUCUUAACAAUGGCUUCUCUGUGCAUUAUUAGCUUGUAGGGCAGAAUCGUGCUGGAGCAUGUAGCAACAUACGCUGUAUCACAGAGGCAGGGGGAAACUCAAGCCCUUUCUAGCGCUAUGUGUUCAUCUGAUGUCAAACAGUAGUCCACAUAGGGUGUGGCAGAUUGUUUCCUGAUAAAAGGGGGGAAAGAAGCAUCUUGACUCUCUGACUGUCUAUUCUAGCUGUUUCUGGUUUAUACUGGGAGCCAAAACAUUUAUGACCUGGUGUUAAUGUGACCCGGUUUGAUCGUUUGAAAGGAGAACCCUGCUUCUCUGUUUUUGCCUUGGGAAUAACUGAGCAAGAGAUGCCACAAAAGGUGAUAAAAAUGUUGUUGAAUUGCAGAAGGGUAUGUUGCGUAUCUUUCUGGGUUAGCCAUUUUGCUACUCAAAUACCUCAUUCUGCUUCUUCUACCAGUUAGAUCAAAUAAGUAGAUGGUUAUUGCCUGUCUGUGGAAUGGUCAAGAUUCUGCUUAGAAAUACUGUCUGCUUACUUAAUUUCUGGUGUUUGGGUUCAACUUUCUUUUUAAGGCAAACGGGUCAUUCCAUGUCAAACCAAUGAAAAAUCAAUUUUGGAACUUGAUGUCAUGGAUUUGGUUCAUUUUUGGUACUUUUGUACCUUACCAUGAGAUGUUUAAAAAUAUUUUUUUUCAGAUUUUUUGAUCCACCCAUUACUGAGGUAUUGCUUUUUCAGAAUUGAAAAAAAAAUCCAAAAGUCACUAGCCACCAUAACUUCAAAUGUCAUUUAAUAGAUACAUAUGAUAGCUACACACCAGAGGGAGGUGUCAUUUUAAAGCUUAUGAAUAGGGCUUUUAUUUGAUUUACAAUUACAGUUACAGGGAGAACAUACCAGCUAACUCCACAGGAGAUGACAAAAGCAUCCAACAUGCUAGCCAA